AUGGGCGCCCCCGUGUGGUCGCGAGGCUGCGGCGCGUCGGCCGCGCUACAUGUCACGGUGAGCGAGCGCGCUCUUCGCGCCGUGGUCACCGACUCGGAGUGGCGUCGCCGUCCUACUGUCUGCCCGACGGCUCACGGCGGCGCGCGUUGCACCGCCCCGCUGCACUCCGCCUGCCCCCCUGCCGCUCGCCCCCUCGGCCCCCUCCUCCGCCCGCCCCGCCCUGAAGAAUUUUCCGCAUCGGGCGGGAAAAAUCGAUUGUGCAGCGAGCCCCGAAUAAUUUCGGCAAGACGCACGGCGCCCUUGCGUCCUCACCGUCGCGGUCGGAAGGCCGGUGCGGGCGCCGCGGUCAAGCGCACCUUGCGAGCGCUGCGCCUUCGACGCCACUUGCCAACGCACGACUUAUUUCUUAACUCACGUAUGCAAACACCUGCUUGUGAGUUACCGUUACGCAGCAUUAUAGAAGAAAAAUAA
Molecule: messenger RNA, 471 nt
Organism: Leptosia nina
Lineage: Eukaryota; Metazoa; Arthropoda; Insecta; Lepidoptera; Pieridae
Source: the annotation of a GenBank genome assembly